AUGGCUCAGCGAGGCCUCCAGCUGGACAGACAGAAGUUCUGCUGUCUCCUGUGUCUGGACCUGCUGACGGACCCGGUGACGACGUCCUGCGGACACAGCUACUGCAGCCGCUGCAUCCAGAGACACUGGGACAGUCAGGACGUCCACAGCUGUCCCCGCUGCAGGCAGACCUUCACGCCGCGGCCCGUCCUGGGGACAAACAGCCUGCUGGCAGAUCUGGUGGAGGAGCUGAAGAGGACAGGCCUUGGAGCCCCCGGUCCUGGUCCUCCUCCUCCUGGUCCUCCUCCUCCACCUCCUCGCUGCUACGCGGGACCUGGAGACGUGUCCUGUGACGUCUGCGUGGGGACGAAGCUGAAGGCGGAGCGGUCCUGUCUGCAGUGUCUGGCCUCGUACUGUGAGCAACACCUCCAGCCUCAUUAUGAUGUGGCUCCAUUAAAGAAACACAAGCUGGUGGAGCCCUCCGAGAAGCUUCAGGAGAACAUCUGCCCCCGGCACCACGAGGUGAUGAAGAUGUUCUGCCGGACCGAUCGGCAGUCUAUCUGUUAUCUCUGCUCUGUGGACCAACAUAAAGGCCACGACACGGUCUCAGCUGCAGCAGAACGGAGCGAGAGGCAGAAAGAGCUGGAGGUGAGUCGACUCAACAUCCAGCAGAGAAUCCAGGACAGAGAGAAAGAUGUGAAGCUGCUUCAACAGGAGCUGGAGGCCAUCAAUCUCUCUGCUGAUAAAGCAGUGGAGGACAGUGAGAAGAUGUUCACUGAGCUGAUCCGUCUCAUGCAGAAAAGAAGCUCUGAGGUGAAGCGGCAGGUCAGAUCCCAGCAGGAAACUGAAGUGAGUGGAGUCAAAGAGGUGGAGGAGAAGCUGCAGCAGGAGAUCAGAGAGCUGAAGAGGAAAGACGCUGAACUGAAGAAGCUCUCAAACACAGAGUUUCUCCACAGCUACUCCUCACUGUCAGCCCUCAGCCCGUCUCCUCCCAGGAUCCCGACCCGCCGCCGUGACCACGACCACAUGACCGCCGCCGUGUCACGACUCAGAGACAAACUGCAGGACGUCCUGAGAGACAAAUGGACAGACGUCUCGCUGCCUAAAGUGGACCUGUCCCCGCCGCCGCCGGCAGCAGCAGCGGCAGAGCCAGAGACCAGAGCCGAGUUCCUUUUGCGGUUCUUCCAUCAGAUCCAUCUGGACCCGAACACCCUGAGGAAGCAGCUGGUUCUGUCUAAAAACAACAGGAAGCUGACGUGUGACGCCUUCAGGUCCUACGCCGCCCACCCGGACCGCUUCGCCUCCUUCCCUCAGGUCCUCAGCCAGGACGCUCUGCCGGGACGCUGCUACUGGGAGGUGGAGUGGAGCGGCCUGAACGUCUCCGUGGCCGUCUCCUACAGGUCCAUCGCCAGAACGGGACCCGAGAGCCACUUCGGGGACAACGACAAGUCCUGGUCCUUGCGUUGUCAUAGAGACGGGUACGAGUUCAGACACCGGGCAAUCAGCACCGUCCUCGUAGGACCCAAGUCCUCCCUGGUGGGAGUCUUCCUGGACCACCACACGGGACGUCUGUCCUUCUACAACAUCGGCAAGACCACGACCCUCCUCCACAGAGUCCAGACCGCCUUCAGCCAGCCGCUCCACGCCGGGCUGGAGGUCUACCUAGGAUCCGCUAAGAUCCUGAAGCACAAGAGCCUGGAGCACAAGAGCCUACCAAAGACCAUCAGAGACCAUCAGAGACCACCAGAGACAAUUAGAGACCACCAGAGACCAUCAGAGACCAUCGGAGACCACCAGAGACCAUCGGAGACCAUUGGAGACCACCUGAGACCAUCGGAGACCAUUAGAGACCACCAGAGACCACCUGAGACCAUCAGAGACCACCUGAGACGACCGGAGACCACUGGAGACCAUCAGAGACCAUCAGAGACCACCAGAGACCUUCAGAGACCUUCAGAGACCAUCAGAGACCACCAGAGACCACCGGAGACCAUCGGAGACCACCAGAGACCACCAGAGACCUUCAGAGACCAUCAGAAACCCUCAGAGACUAGGGGGGUCCAGAGAUGA
Molecule: messenger RNA, 2049 nt
Organism: Centropristis striata (black sea bass)
Lineage: Eukaryota; Metazoa; Chordata; Actinopteri; Perciformes; Serranidae
Product: tripartite motif-containing protein 16-like
Exons: 3
Coding region: 1-2049 (682 amino acids)
Molecular function (GO): protein binding; zinc ion binding
Source: RefSeq, a predicted model, not a curated record